Molecule: messenger RNA, 9386 nt
Organism: Lepisosteus oculatus (spotted gar)
Lineage: Eukaryota; Metazoa; Chordata; Actinopteri; Semionotiformes; Lepisosteidae
Gene: lrp8
Product: low density lipoprotein receptor-related protein 8, apolipoprotein e receptor
Biological process (GO): receptor-mediated endocytosis; ventral spinal cord development
Cellular component (GO): signaling receptor complex; plasma membrane; apical plasma membrane
Molecular function (GO): protein binding; calcium ion binding; hormone binding
Source: RefSeq, a predicted model, not a curated record
CGUCUCGUCGGCUGUAUAGUCUGAUGCAUAUUUUUUGCUACAGUACAUUACUGCAGGCAGAAUCCCGCCCAUAAUCGUCAUCGUCACUGAUUCAAAUUGCUAGUGGAGCAGGAUGCACACAGUAGCUCAGUAGCUUUUGCUAGAGGAAAGGGAACGUAUACUGCCUUUGUGUUUCGCAUGACAGUGUUUCACUAUUGGAAGAAAUGUGGACAGAAAUAGGAAAGCUAAUGCUGUUGCAUUUGUUAUUAAUGGAGCUACAUUUAACAAAAGGGACUAAAACGGAAUGCGAAACUGGCCAAUUUCAAUGUAAAAACGAAAGGUGUAUACCCACAAUUUGGAGAUGUGAUGAUGAUGACGACUGCUCGGAUAACAGCGAUGAAGAAAACUGUCCAAAGAAGACCUGCGCUACCACGGACUUUGCCUGCAAGAAUGGGCAGUGUGUCCCAGAGAGGUGGCGCUGUGAUGGCGAACCCGAAUGUUCAGAUGGCUCGGAUGAAUCCGAGUCCACCUGCAGUCGACAGACGUGUCCUCCUGAGAAAUUCAGCUGUGGGGGGUCCUCUAAUAAGUGCGUGUCAUUAUCCUGGCGCUGUGAUGGAGAGACAGACUGUGAGAACGGUGCAGACGAGGCUGGGUGUUCGUCUGAUGCUAAGGCCUGUCCCCCCACCGAGUUCCGGUGCCGGAACCGCAAGUGCCUGGCCGCCAUGUUUGUGUGCGACGGGGACGAUGACUGUGGCGACGGCAGCGACGAGGAGAAGUGCUCGGCCCCCAGCUGCGGCCCCCUGGAGUUCCGCUGUAACUCCUCGGCCUGCAUCCCCAAGCUGUGGAGCUGCGACGGGGACCCGGACUGCCCGGACAAAUCGGACGAGUCCGUGGAGCUCUGCGGCCACAAGACGGAGCCGGAGAAGCCCAGCUGCAGCAGUGGAGAGUUCCUCUGCGCCAGCGGGGAGUGCAUCCACCUCAACUGGAAGUGCGACGGAGACGCCGACUGCAAGGACAAAUCUGACGAGGCCCACUGCCCCUUGGUGACGUGCAGGCCUGACCAGUUCCAGUGUGGAGAUGGCUCCUGUAUUCACGGCAUGAAGCAGUGCAAUAAGGUGCAUGACUGCUCGGACUUCAGCGACGAAGCUGGCUGUGUAAAUGCAACUAAAUGUGAAGGACCCACGAAGUUCCAGUGUAAGAGUGGAGAAUGCAUUGACAGCACCAGAGUAUGUGAUUCUCAAAAGGACUGUAGGGACUGGUCUGAUGAACCCAUCAAAGAAUGUGGUUUAAAUGAAUGUGAAUCUAACAAUGGCGGCUGCUCCCAUAUAUGCACAGACCUCCGGAUUGGCUACAUAUGCGAAUGCCCCACGGGAUACAAGCUCCUGGACAAGAAGACGUGUGGAGACAUAGACGAAUGUGAGAAGCCAGAUGUAUGCAGCCAAAUCUGCAUCAAUUACAAAGGAGACUACAAGUGUGAAUGCUACGAGGGCUACGAGAUGGACCCAGUAACCAAGACGUGCAAGGCAGUGGGAAAGAGUCCCUACUUGAUGUUCACAAACCGACAUGAAAUCCGGAGGAUUGACCUUGUGAAGAAGGACUACACUCAGGUUGUGCCCACUCUAAAGAACGCCAUUGCCCUUGAUGUGGACGUCACUGCUAAUAAGAUGUACUGGUGUGACCUUUUUCACCUCAAGAUUUACAGCACUCAAAUCAACAAGGCCAGUGACGUUUCCCAGCAGGUCACUCUCAUAGACUCCUAUCUGCACUCUCCGGAGGGCCUGGCCAUGGACUGGGUGCACAAGAACAUCUACUGGACCGACUCCGGCAAUAAGAGCAUCUCCGUGGCAACGGCUGAUGGCAAGAAGAGGAAAACGCUGGUGGACAACGACCUCGGCGAGCCCCGUGCCAUCGCUCUGGAUCCAAAACAAGGGUUCAUGUACUGGUCUGACUGGGGUAACCAGGCCAAGAUUGAAAAGGCUGGGCUAAAUGGUGUGGACCGGCAGAUAUUGGUGUCAGAAGGCAUUGAAUGGCCUAAUGGAAUAACUCUUGAUUUGCCUAACAAGCGUCUCUAUUGGGUAGACGCAAAGCUCCAUCUCAUCUCCAGUGUUGACUUCAAUGGAGCCAACAGGAAGGUCCUCAUUUCAUCCAUGGACCAUCUGAGUCAUCCAUUUGCCUUGACAGUGUUUGAGGACAGGGUUUAUUGGACAGACUUGGAACAUGAAGCAAUUUACAGUGCCAACAGGCUUACUGGGCAUGAUGUUUCAACAUUGGCUGAGAAUCUCAACAGCCCACAUGAUAUUGUUGUGUUUCACGAACUGAGACAACCAAAAGCUCCAAACAGCUGCAAUGUGGGUACUUUGCCGAACGGAGGCUGCGAAUAUCUGUGUCUCCCAGCACCCCAGAUCACGGAUCACUCUCCCAAAUACACCUGUGCCUGCCCUGACGGGAUGCAACUUGGCCUGGACAUGAGAGAGUGUGUCACAGCACCACCAACUAUAAAACCUAAACCAGUGACUAUCACAACUAUUACAACAACAACAACAACAACAACAACAACAAUGAAGACAACAGCCACAAAUCCCAGCACAACUGUGCGCACCACCAGUGUCUCAACCGCCACUGUUCCCCCACCUUUUCCCAGCACCCUAGUCACCACCAGCCCAACCACCAGCAGGCCCAUGUCCCUUACCACCCCAGAGUCCUCUCGUGUGCCAGACCCACAUCCUGCCACGCGCUCCGACACCGUGCUCAGGGAGAACAGCAAUCUGUCACAUCGAUCUGGAAGUGAACACCACCUCCUGGGAAAUAAUAUAACUGUGGCUGUGCUUGGGAUUGUCAUUCCUAUAGUUCCUAUCAUUGCUACAGUGUUCAUCGGGCUGCUGUGCACGGGCGGCUACCUCAUCUGGAGAAACUGGAGGAGGAAGAACACCAAGAGCAUGAACUUCGACAACCCCGUGUACAGGAAGACCACGGAGGAGGAGGAUGACGAGAUCCACAUCGGGAAGACGGAGCAGAUCGGGCAUGUCUACCCCGCUGUGAGUGGCACCAUCCGGCCGCCUUUCACCGCCCUUCCGCUCGGAGGAGUGCCAGACUCCGGGACUCAUUGGUAUUCGGGGCAGGGAGUUCUUUCCACCGCUUAGUCAGACAAAAGCACUGAGGCCUCUGACUCCCGGGGAGAAAGGGACAGGCACACAGGCGUGACAGGCGAACUGCAGUCUCUCCAAUCCUAGCCCGGCUCCGCCACGAAGGCUGAAUUAAUUCCGAUUUUUUGUGGGGGGGAUAUUGAAUAGUUUGACCUUUAUGAAUUCCACUUUUUUUACCUUUGUAAAAUCAUGGCGGCCUGAUGAUGAGAGAAGGCUCAGUGGGAAUUGGAGUAGCUUUCAGGAUAGAACUAUGCGGUUUCAUUGAUUUUUUACAUAGAAGGACAACCAGCCAUUCUUAUGCCCUUUUCAAUUCUCUUUGAAGUGUGAAUGAAGGCAGUUUCCUAUUGAAAACUUUUUAAGAGGAACCAGAAAGCACCUUAGAUGAUCGGACAAUCUAAUUUUAACUGACUUUUUUAAGCUUACUGUACAAUUUUCAGUAUUUCGCACGUUUUCUUAUUUAUAAAUGAAUUUCGUUUGUGAGGGAGAGAGUAAAAUUGAGAAGGAAAGCCAACAGGAAAAGGGGGAUGGAUCUUGUAUGAAAUUCUAAAUCCUGCCAUGUCCUGUUAAUCCAGCUGCUGUGCAGAAAAUUGGAUAGAGGAUGUAGAGAGAGGGAGAUUAAAGUUCUGUCACUACCACAGGUGACAGGCUCACCCUGGAAUCAUAAUUCCAGACCCGAGUCUCGGCUUUAUCCGGUGGACUGAAAGGCGAGGUGUGCAGGUAUUCUGCAUGUGGGCAACUGUUCUCUUCAAAACUACCAGGCUGCGCUCUUGCAACUACCAGAGAAGGAAAAGACUAACGGUUCCUAGGUUGGACUAAAAAAAAAAUGUGGAUUUGAUUUGUAAGCAAGACAGCCCCUCCUAUUCGUUUAUAGUGUGUAGAUAUCCCCGUAUCAUUUCCAAAGCCAAAUAAGACCCUUGAAGGCUAAAUUAAUUUGCAGCUGUCAUGUGAUUUAUUGCAUUCUAAAUUCUUACUUUGUCAAUAUUCUCAAUUGGAAGACUAGAGUAGCGUUGUCUGUGUUUAAAUUUCUAGCUGCUUCUUUUUCCUUUUGUUUUCUGGCCUCUGUGUUAACACACUUUUAUCUGGUCUCUGCAGCGCGUGGCGCUAAGUCUGGAAGAUGAUGGAUUACCAUGAGGAGAAUGUUCUGUGCCCGACCCUGUCCUUUAUCCACAGUGACCACAGUCUCCUGGGGAGACUAGAGCCUGCAGCAUUGAGGUGCUGAGAAAGAGAGAGAGGGGGGAAGCUGAAUCAGUCUUAAAACAGCCAAGGGGUGUGUGGUUUUGUUUUUCCUUAUGCUUUUGUUUCUCUUCUUUUCCUUCAAAAUAUAUACAUGUCAACCCAUCUGUUUCUAAACAAGUUUUAACUUGUGCUACUAGCCAUGCACAGUAGUAAGGAAACCUGUUUAAUGAUGACUAACCUCAUUGUUCAUCAUCGACGCACAUGUAUAUCAAAGCUGGAUUCCCAGCAUUUUGUACGGAAUCUUAUUUUAAUUUUUGGAUUUUUAAUUUUAAUUUUAUUUAAAGUUUUAUUUAUUUAUUUUUGUCCCCGGUACUGUAAAUAGAUUAAGGCUUUUAGGGCACUGAUACUUCCAGAGGGUGGGCUGCAGGAGACCAAUGGUCAUAGAGGAAGUGACCUGAGUUCAGAAAGAUUAAGUGCCAGAGGGCACAGUUACAAGGUGGCAGCAGAGGAAAGCUCUGGGGAUGGGAUUAUCUGUUUUGUUGGCAUCGGUGGUACACAAUACUUAGAAAUGGAUAGCCGCCUGACUUUUUGAGAGGGCUUGGAGCCAGGCGCUUCUGUGCCUAGUGAGCGAUCUACACUGCUGUGUAUGAAAAAUGCAAUGCAGUAGCCAGGCUAACUGGGAAAUGUGACCUUACGAAAUGCGGAUUUUGGUCAGUGGUUUCGUAGCCAAUGGUAUAGAGCAGAAAUAACGAAGCUGUUACUUUUAUGUAUGCUUUUGUGGUCUCAGUGCUGCUUUCCUGUGCAAGUUUGACUCUGCUAUAUAACUGGAAAAUCAUUGCUAUUCUUAGGAAGUUCGGUUUCUACUUUCCUCAGUUGCGGUUAUUUCCGAGCUAUAUUCCUUUAGAUCAGGUUGCUUAACUAGUUCCAAGGAAGAGACUGCAGUUAUAUUUAAAAGUAUAAAACAAGGAGCAAGAAUCUUUUUUGCCCCAAGCAUGGAGGCCAGUUAACGGUGUACUAAGGUCAUGAGUGAUACUAGAGAAGUAUCAGACUGUCCGCUAGAGGGAGCUAAAGCCUUGCUUAGACCAAGAUCUUUUUUGCAGUGAAGAGCUGAAUCUUCAGUGAUUCAGGAAACCCAUUUUGACUGCAAAUGAUGUAGGGAAACGUAAUAUAACGUGUGAUUUGGAUUUGGCCUUGUCACCAGGUUGAACGCCUCUACCCUAAGGAAAAGCCCCAUGGGAAUGUUUAUUGUCCACAGUGUGGACAGACCCUCAGUUGAAGGUUUCCCCCCAAAGACAAUAUGUCACUGGGGCUUUGGCAGAGGAAAGCAUGCUGUCUGUUCAAAUCGGGCUUCACUUCAUCACAGCUUUUGGUGACCAUGUCGAAUGAGUAGCCCUGCAGAAUCACUGCAUCUGUGGAAUGUGGGCAUGAUAUAAAAAUCUGCAGCUCUCGUUUUCAUUUUACCUCUCUGAUCCAUAAGUCCUUUACAAUUUGCCAGCUUUGUUGGAGUUAAAGUAUGUAAAUAAUAGCCUACAAGCUUCUCUGCUCCUGUUUUCUUGACAAAGCAGUGACUCCCCUCAGGAAGGGGAUCUAGAUCUUCAUAUUUCUAGUUGUGUAGUUUUGUUACAAAAGGGAAGAAUAUUUAUUUUUAUGCUUGUACAGUUGCAUCUUUCUAAUCUUCUAAGCCUAUAUUUCUACAUAUGUGUUUAGAUCUUUUUUUUGCUACUGACAAAAGUAAGGUACUUAGGGGAUAAUUUUCUUAAUAUAUAUAUUUGAACCCUAACAUGCAGAGAGUUCUACAGUCAACAAAGAAACCCUAGAGCUAAUAGGCAAGUUCAAGUGAUGGCACUUUGUUUCUAAAAGCGGACUAAAAAGGAACAUUAUUCCAUUUUGAUUGGAAAGUCUGUUUUAUGGUCCAAAUUAGCUUUUUGUGUUUGUUUUAUUCUGUUGCCUGCAGCUAACUGUUAAGCAGAUUGAUGUUUUUGUGUUAUUCUUUUCCACUUAUAUCAAUUGAAUAUAUAUGCUGUGAUUGUCAAGCUCCCUUUGGGUUUUCAUCAUUAGCAUAACAACUAAUAGGCAGCACGUUGUGGGGUUGAGGUUGUGGCUCAAAAUGCAUUAAUGGUUUAUAUUGCAAUUAACUGCACUAAUCGAUCGAUGCAUUCCUGGUUGAAAGCAAAGCGUCUUCUCUGUAGUGGAGGCUCCAUACCUGGCAGGUUAGAGUCUGUGUCUGUGAAACAAUUUGUGGCGUGUAAAUGAUCAGGAAAAUGAAUGAAAUAUCGUUCCUCUCCUUAGAACUAUCGAGCACUUGUGCAAGUGGGAAUGUGCAUCAGUUUUUCUUUUCAGAAGAGAUAGUGACACGCUGAGGAAUAAAGACAACUUGCAAUUAUUUUGCAGCCCCUUUUACUAAGCUUAAUGAUCCAGAUUUGUAUUGAAGCUCCUACUCUGCUACAUUAAAAGCAACUGUAUUAAAUGACAGAAAAGGUAUGCUGUUGUUUUCUAUCCACUUCAAGAAGAAGCUGCCUUGCUAUUCUGUGCAAUUUAUCAACUGCAAGUCUUGUAGUGGCCCAGGACACAUCUGUGCCCUGAAUGUAUUCUUGGCUUUGGUGUGGGAUUUGUUAGAGUCGAGCUGAAUUAAUGAGAUCUCUUGGCAUUGCAUGUUAUGUGACUCAUUGCUCCACAGAGGCAUAAAUAUGUAUACAGUAUACAGUAUUUAUGAUGUUAAAUGUGUGGAAUUUAACUUAUACAGUAGAGUUGCCUCCAAAUCACUUUGCAUGCCAGAAAAGCAACAGUCACUUCUUUUAUAGGGAGUAGGUAUUAGACCUUGUGAUCAUAUUGUUGUGUUACUGGUGCACGAGGACUUGUCUUACUUGGUUUCCCUGGCACAAAUUCUCUGUAGCAGCUACCUUAAGAAAAAAGAUGCUUCAGUCUCUUUGUGUGCUGUCACUGGAAUGGGAAUGUUAGGAACAUUCAGCACGUAUUAAGAACAUAAGAAAGGUUACAAACAAGAGCAGGCCAUUUGGGCCGUCAAGCUCAUUUGGAAGGUAGUAACUAAUGGAGUCAUGAUUUCAUCCAGCUGUUUCUUGAAAGAAACCAGGGUGUCGGCUUCAAAAACAUGGCUUGUUAGCUUAUUCCACAUUUCCACGACAUGUCAGUGUGCUAGUACUGUAGCUGUCAUCUGAACCUACUGGAAGGCUAAAGUUCUUUGUGGUUAAAAACAACAAAAAAGCAAUUAAAUGCUUAUUUUUGUCUCAGACCUGGGAACUUUAAGCAUGAUAGAGAUAGAAAUGCAUGGAUUUACUUUUGAAUUUUAUAAAUUCUUGAACCAUAGAAUUAUGGGUUCAAAUGAACAGGUUAUCUACCUAAACUUGGUCAUCACUUUAUUUCUGUCUAGUCUCUGUGCAUGUAUCUGUGUACAGUUAUAUACAUAUAUAUAUAAACUGUUGGUGACAAGGGUGGCAUAGUGGAUAGUGUUACUUCCUCAGAGCUACAAUUUCCUGAGUUUGAUUCCAGGCUUAGGGUAUCUUUCUGUGUGAGUUUGCAUGUCCUUCUUGGGUUUGUGUGGGUGUUUUCCUGAUACUCUGCUUUCCUUAUCUGGUCUUCAAAAAGAAGGAAGUCAAGCACCGCAUCUUUUUACUCUGACCAGUGAGUGACACCUCUCCGCCCUGUACCUAGAACAGGACAUAGUUUAAUACUAUAUAUUAAUGGCAAAUCACUAAGCUUAGUGAUUGCUACUUUUUUCCUUUACAUUUGUGAGUUGCCUGCACUAAUAAUGAUCAGCUGGUCUGUAUACGCCUGUGUUGUGCUCAUUCCUAAAUGUUAGUACCCAAACCAACCUCAAAACAGCCUAGCCUGAUGAGCUUUCUUUCUCCAUACUAAUUCUAUGCAUUCUGAAUGGCUGAGUUUCAGUGGGAUUUUAAUCAUGAUCUAUCAUUCUUUCUGUGUUUCAUAAUGGUUCCAUUAGCACCGCUACUAACCUUUUUUUUUUUAAAGGGCUAUCCUUAAUUAAAAAAAUAAAAACUUGAAGGACACAUUGACAACCACUUCUUUACUGUAGAGGCUAGAGGAUACGAACCCUUUUAAUCAGCAGGUUCUUCCAAGUAUUUGAGCUUAUCCUUCCAGAUCUCUUGCCAAUUCUCUUCCUCAAAAAGAGUGGAGAAGGCGACGAGGAGGGACUUCUCUGAUGGCAAGUUUCCAUGUCUCAAAACGACACUAGACCGGUUUGUUUUUCAACGCUUUCCUCUGUGUUCUGUGAAUAUGACAUUCAUUUCCCUUGAGAAAUAUCUUCUUGUUCAUAUUUACUGUACUUGAUGUGUAUUACUUGAAAAAUAAUGUUCAGGUUCCUCUUUUGUACCUGUUUGUGUAGGCUGGGGUUAGGGGAUGGGAGAAACUCAAAGUUUUCUGGAUUCUGUUCAUUCCUCAGCUGUAUUGAAAGAAUUUUGUACUCUAGUUUGUUGCACAAACCUCAGAAAUGCCUUCUGCACUGUGUAAGUGGUUCUUUGUGGGAAGGGGAAAUGGUAGAAAUGAUUUUAAAUCACAAUUUGUAAAUAUGUUUUCAGAUUGCAGAUUUUUGAUAGAAGUUUUAAACAUUUCUGUUAAACUGUGUAUAUAUAAAAAAAAAACUUCCGAACGAGUGUAGACCAUAUCUGAAUUUAUCUGUACACAGCAGCACUGGCUUUCUUUACUACUUGAUUGUAACACAAAUUAAUAAUCAGCCAAAGUGUUUUUUUAUUCUGUUUUGUUUUAUUUUUUUUCUAACAGAUCUUGCUAAAGGUGAAGUUGUUGUACUGCAUUAUGUUCUGUUAUUGUUGAUAAUUUACUUAUGUGUUAAAAGAGAGGUUUUCUUUUAAUUUUAAUUUAUUUGGUGCCUUGUGUGUCUUCUUGUAUAUUUUACUACUUGUCUUUUUUUUGGGGGGGAGGGUAUGUGUGUGGGUUAGGGGGGAACAGGGAAUACUGUAGUGAUUUUACUUAGUAACUGCUGUACUUACAAUGAAUAUCUACUGUAUGCCAAAAUGGUCUCACUCACGUUUCUAUGAAAUCAGACUGUUCAUAAAUAUCUAUAUAUAUUGAUAUAUUAAAUUUAUAAAAAUGAGA